UGCACAAUAACAUGGCGAAUAAUAAUUUUAUCGGCCAAUUUAUCGGCAAUAUAUGACGAAAAUAACUGUUUUUAGCAGAAUACAGGAUUAAAAGCCGACAUAUACUAACUGACAUCAAAGUGUGUUAUAAUCUUGUGUAUUCAGACUCAUUGAUUUAGUCCAGAGAUGGGUUGACUUGGUGUAAUUUCAAGACUUCUUCAUGUGAUAAGAACAACAUCGGCGACAUGUCACGUCUAAUUUUGCGGAAUAUAUAGCUCAUAACUUCAUACUAGUCAAGAUGGCUAAGAAGCCAGAUGGUAGAACUUUUAACGUUAGCGUUAUCGGGUUGUCGGGGACGGAGAAAGAGAAGGGUGCAUAUGGGGUCGGGAAGUCAUGUUUGUGCAAUAGAUUCAUCCAUCCAGAAGCUGACAAGUACUACAUGGAACACAUCUCCUUCCUUAGUCAGUCAGACUUUGGCGGGAGAGUGAUUAACAAUGAUCACUUCCUGUAUUGGGGAGAAGUUACGAAAACUGACGAGGGGAAUAAUUUCACAUUCCAUGUGAUAGAACAGACUGAAUUUAUAGACGAUGUAUCAUUCACCCCUUUCAAGACAGGACGCACAGAUCCCUAUACCAAACGUUGCGUACAGACCAAGGUGCAGUCAGCUGAGAAAUUGAUGUACAUAUGCAAAGACCAGUUAGGUAUGGAAACUGACAGUACAUAUGAACAGAAGUUGAUGCCAGACGGUAAAAUGAACAUUGAUGGCAUUGUAUGCUGCUUCGAUGUUAGUAAAGUGGCUGACAGAAGUCUUGAAAAACAGGUUGAAUUCUGUGUUCUCCUUCUUAAUAACGCCAUGAAAACGAAAAAGCCUGUAGUGCUUGUUACAACAAAAACUGACUCUGUAGAUGCUGAUUAUGCUAGAGAAGUGGAGAAAUUAUUGACUAGAAAAGAAUUUAAAAGUAGCAUUCCGAUGGUUGAAACGUCUGCUCAUGAUAACGUGAAUGUUGAAGCGGCAUUUUUGCUGCUAGGUCAUAUGAUGAUGGAUAAGUCGAAGUUUCGGACUAAAGCGAUUCCGUUUAAUGAGGCUUCAAAAGCCAGGAAGGAAGUCAUGGAGGUUGCUAAGGAAGCGUUUAGAAAUUUGUUGCGUAAUAAAAUAACUGAUUCAAAAAUCAACUGGGUUAGUGCAAGAAAAAAGUUAGAAAAGGAACCAGAUUAUCAACAUUUUGUGGAUUUAUUUGGGACUGAUAAAGCACGGGUCCUAGUCAGACAACAUACACGGCAUUUGCGAGAAGAGCUGGUCAAACACAAGCAGAACUUGUUCCUGAAACGCCUUCCUGACGUGCUGGCCCACUUCCUGCCAGAUCUAGAAACUGUUGGAGAUAGGAAAAGUUGGACAGUGUGUCAAAAUCAGAUGAUGAGGGAUGAUGAUUUCGACCAGUUUUUUGUCAAGGUUUGUGAAGAUGGCGAUUCGUGGACAACCACAGAGUUUGUGGACGAUGUGCAGGAAAACCGUCUUCCCUUAGAUUUACUGGCUUCCUCGGAGGCAGAAACCUGUUUUCGCAAUCACGUCAAUGCUCUGCAGGCAGCUCGCAGGAAGGAGGAAUUAAAGAAUGAAUUCUGGGCAUUAUUAGAGAAGAAUAUCGACAAACCUGGUGGAUUACUUACUGACCAUUAUACUUUAUUUCUCGGAAAGGAGAGUUACACUGGUUUACAGGAGCAUGAACGUCAGCAAGUUUAUGAUGAGUUUCAACGACAGCUGAAAAAUAGACUCCGUAUAGAAUUUCAAGAACUUUUAUGGGAACGACCUAGUGUUUUCCGAAAUCUCAAUUUGAACCAAAAUCUUACUGAAGACGAUCUCAAUGUUAUUUAUAAUUCUUUGAACGAUGACCAAAGAUUUAGAAAGUUUCAUAAACUGGAAGAUGAUCGGAAGGUAAUGCUGUUGAAUCAUGUUGUGUUCCUAGAGAAACCCUCUGUAGAUCGGUGCUUUUUUCACACGUCAAUGUCGGAGGACUGCACGUGUGCUGAGUGUCAGGUGUCACAUAUUCUGAGAAAUGAGCGACGUCUUGUGCCUAAUGGGAGGUCUCAUCACACCCCUGACUCAAUAUCUUCAGGACCGAUAGUGCGACCCUUAAAUUUGGUGCUUCUUGGUAUUGAAGGGUUAGCUACAGAAUUAUUCACAGAAAUAAGGAGUAUGUGUAUAGACGAUGAGUACAAAGUAGCCCACCGUGUUUAUAGUCUUGACUAUCGGCCUAUUGAAGGGGAUGUGACAGAAGAGGGCAAUUCAUUCAUAGCGCCUAACUUUAAACCACAUGGUUGCAUAUGUGUAUAUAACUCGCAAGAAUCAUUAGAGUACAUUCGCUCAAGUAUUCUAAAGACCCUAGAAGCAAAUCAUGAUCAGACAUUGGAUGGUCUCCCUUUAGUGAUAAUGUUAGCGUAUGAGCCAUAUACAAUGAAAGAGGUAAACUACCUCAGGGAGAAUGGGAAAGUAUUGGCCAGAAGCAUGCAGUGUGAGUUUGUGGACAUCCCAGAAGAUGACCUUGCUGAGAAGUUGAAGUUUUAUCCUGAACAAAUUGAGCAGGCCUUAAACAGUAUAAUCAAAGGACCGGGUCAGUCUGUAGGAGAGAGGAUUAUGGAGGACACGGAACCAGAUCUGAGGAUAUUACUGUGUAUGAUGUGCUCGGAUCCAUUUCCUAUGUCUUUACCAGUACAGCCAUUUCUAAACGAGUCCUCGUUUGUCGUGACCUCCGACCCCGAAACAUCAUCAGUAUCACCAGAGGAGGAUAAUGUGUUCACGAUAGACAUGAAUUUAGAGUAUUCAAAACAGAAAGUAGAAAUCACGGUCACGUCUUACCAUGGUGGACAUUCGCUUGUACAGAAGGGGUUUAACUAUCAUGGUUUUAUUCUUGUCUAUUGUCCCAAAAGGAGGGCAUCUCUGGCCUCGUUAAAAGCAUUUGCCGAGACUGUAUCCCCAGCUUACAUGUUGUUUCUGGCAGUGCCUGAAGGCGGGGCUAGCAGAUAUAAUAUGAAUGAGCACAGCCAGGGAAUGAAAGACGGGAAAGAACUCGCCAAAAAACUCUCAGUAUACUACUCACAGUUCUCACAAAACUUCAAAACUCAAACUGCAAGCCAGAUAUAUCAGAAGUUUCUACACGAUGUGUGGGAGCACCGGGAUGAGAUGGAGGAAGACAUGUAUGAGGAGGAACGGAGCCCACCACCUGCUUAUGAUGCCAACUAUCAUCGCCCAGCAGCACCCUUACCUAAUCAGUUCCAGACUAACAAAAGCACUUCAAGUAACAGUCAAAGUACAGAGGAUUCUGAGCCGCUGUAUGACCAGCCCCAUGUGUUACAACAUCACUCUGACAGUGAGAGAGCCUCGUCGCCGUCACCACCUCCCCUGCCAAGCUCAAGCCCACCACCCCCUGUUGAGGUGCCAUUCUAUAGAAAUGACCAUGAGUUAGUGAAGCCGAGUAUGCUGAAGGAGAAACGGAACCAGUAUGCAGGGCAGGCACGUGACCAGUAUCGAAAAUCAUUUCCCAUUGGGGAAUGUGAAUUGAUGAAAAUGCGCAGCGGAAUGAGUCAAAGUUUGACUGAGCACCUUGACUCGGAGGCUGGUGCCUCACCUCAUUAUCAGUUCAGGAAGUCCAGAAGUAUGAAACUUGCAGUGAAGGAUGAGGUGGAAGCCUGGGCAAUAAAUGAGCCAAAGCGGACAUCAAAAUCAGCCUACUUCAACAGCCAAGGGAGGCGACUUCAUGAAUCGCCAUAUGACACGGCAGAACACCAAGGCCACGAUGACGAUGAAGAUGUUGUUUGGUCGCAAAACCCGAAUUAUGAGAGGUCGUCAUUCAUUUCACAUCAACCAAGUGCCAAAAACAAGCCCUUCUUAUUUGCGCAGUAUGCUCUUCCACAGCGCCCAGGUCAAGGGAACUCUAGGGCUGGACGGGUUCAAGCUCCGCUUGCCAUGCCAGAGAAAAUUGAGAUCUCUGAAGUUUAUGGAACUGUAAAGGAUGCCUUAUACGUACAGGACAGUGAUUACGCACUUGUUGAUGAUGCUUUACCACAAGGGAAAAUACACCGCAUUAAAUCUACAUCACGGAAAAAUGAAAAGGGCACAGACUCGGAAGAAUCUGAAUUUAGUUCUCUGGAACGUGACAAAAAAAAAGACCCUUACUCAAAAGUAAAUCGGAAACCAACCCCACACAAAAAGAAGCACAAACACAGGAACCAGGAAGGACCAUUUAUAACACAGAUAAAUAUAGAACAUCCACAGCAUCAACCUAGAUGGCAGACGGAUCAAGACAGAGUAACUGAACAUGGUGGUCGAGGCAGAAGCAAUUCUCCAUCAGAAGACAGCGCAGGGACAGGUGAUGAAUUGCAACCUGGCACGAGGGUAAAACGACGCUCCAUAAAGAAGAAGAUGAGCUCCGGGGGUAGCGGAACCCAUCUGUCGGACAGCGAUCUUCAGUCUUCUGUACAUGGUCUGAAUCUGAACGAUGAGGAUGACACUGGCAGUACUGAGGUCCUUAUACACAAGGUUGGAAGUGAAGACAAUGACCUUGACCUUAAUGAAAGUGGUAGCUGGGGAACUUGGUUUAAGAAGAAACCCGGAAAAGAUCCAAUGAAAACACUGGAGAAACGAAAACAAGAUGAGGAACGGAGGCGACAGAGAGAAAAUACUGAAGACCGCACUGGUUAUGAUACACUCUAUGCUGACUGGCUAGAAAAGAAGCAGAAGGAGCAGCAAAGGUUGCAGAAGAAGAUGACAAAGAAGAAGGACAGUAAAGCCGCUGGCCAAUCAGAAAGCGGUAUCAGCCUCAGUGACUUCUCCAUGUCUCCAAAUAACCCGUCAGUGCCUCAGUUCAUUGAGAAAUGUGUUGAAUUCAUCGAAUCAGAGGGUUUGCAUGCAGAAGGUAUCUAUAGGAUACCAGGAAAUAAAGCUCAAGUUGACCUCCUUACUGCCAAAUACAAUGAAGAUUCCAAUGUAGACAUAUCAAGUCUCGAUAUACAAGUGAAUGCUGUAGCUACAGUUCUGAAAGCAUUCUUUGCUGAUCUGUCAGAUCCCCUUGUACCAAUGUCGUUAUAUGAUGAGCUUAUAGAAGCUUCAGAGCGCACAAAGGACUGUUUAGACCCAGGGGUGGUAGACAAAAGCAGCAGAAUUAUAGCUUUACGAGGAGUCUUCUUGAAGAUGCAUCCUCUUAAUUUUGAAGUCCUUAAAUUUCUUAUAACUCAUUUACACAAAGUAAGCAAAAAUUGUGAUCAAAAUAGUAUGGACUCCAAAAAUUUAUCACGGUGCUGGUGGCCAACAUUGUUUAGAAUGGAAUUUGACUCAUUUGAGAAAAUGACAAAAUACUCAAGAAUACCAGAAGAAAUUCUACAGACGUUGAUUGAACAGUGUAGUUUCUUCUUUCAUAGUGGCAAUGAAAUAUGAAGGUAGUUACCAUAGAGAUUGAAAUGCUAGUUCUGAACAACCAAAAUAGGAGCAUGACCAUCUGUGUGGGAAUUGUGCAUUGAAUUUUACCCACGAAUUAAGAAAGUGGUGGAUUGAAUUGUUGUAAAAUUGUGAAUGAUUUAUACAGGGCUGAAUGGCUAAUAGAUGGUCAAGUUGCAGAAGUGUCUAAAUUAAAAGAGAAAAAUGCCAGAUUAUGUACGUUGAUGAUCUACACGUUGAUGGGCAUGAACAGGAACGUGGUAUGAAAGACGUGAUAGAUCAUGUAGAUGGCUGUGAAAAAUGCUUAAAAAUGUCGGAACUACUUAUGAUUUAGAAACUGAUGGGUAAAUAAAGGAGUCAGUGACUUACUGAAUUUGUGGUAAUUAGUUGGAGUCAGUUAAUCAAGUGCUAUGUUAAUUAUUGCAGUGUUGUUCUUUUUUUUUUUUUGUUCAUUCUGUAUUCCUGAGGUUAUAUUUUUACUCAUUGUUCUGUGUAAGUUUUUUUUUUAAUUUCCAGGGAAACGUUAAUGAAGAAAGCUCAUUUUGUGUUUUACAGUACAGUUUCAUGUUUUGUUUAUCAGAUGUUGAAGCUGGGUCUGCACAGACUGAUCGUCAUGUUUUUUGAGCAGGUGGAAAACAUUGCUAUAGCAGCCACAUUAGUCAGAAAGUUGUCUUUUGCCCAGUUACCAUUUAUCUCAACUCCGCUGUUUCACAAUGCUACAUAUUAAAAUUGAAAGUUGAAUACAUUUAAGCUAAACAUGUUACAUAUUUCACUUCAGUAGUUAUCAGGCAUCCAAAAUUGUUACUGUAACCACCGAUGUGUGGCAUCAUUUUCUGCAUUAUGUUACUGCAUGGUUCUUUAAACCAGUCUAUAAAUGCAGCCUUGUCAUUGGUCAGUUUCAAAGUUAAUCUCAGAAUCAACCAAUUGGAAGCUGGAUUUGUUAGACUGGUCUCAGACUAAUUUGUUACAUUGCAUUUUAAUGCUUUAAAGACUAAGCAAUGGUCAGAUUCCAUACUAUGAUCAUUAUAAGGGAUUUCCUUCUUUACUUUCUUGAUUUACAUUGGUCCUCCAAGGUCAGUGUUGCUUGAAUUUUAUGUGAUUGUGUUGACUAAACUUAUUGGUACAAAAUGUGUCUAGUUAAUUUAUAACUGAAUAAUUAAACAGUAGAAUUAUAUCUAAAACAGUGAGUUAUGUAUUUUGAAAAGAUUAAAAAAAUUCAAACAGUAAAAUUGUUCAAAGUUACAAUUCUGACAUUUGAAGGUCUGUGAUGCUAAAGAAAAAGCAAAUGGUGUUGUGUUUUGCAUGUUUUCUACAGACCUUCAUGCAUUCAUUGACCAUUUAAGUUUCUGUUCUGUUGCUGACAUUGAAUUAUUUAUCUAACACAGGAUUCAGUUAUAUCUAACACGUCUAAGAUAGGAUUAUGUUUUAUUGGACAUAGCAUUAUGUUAUAUCUAACAGGAUUCUUCAAUAUCGGAUUUAGGAUUAUGUUGUUGAUUAUGUUAUAUCUGUUAAGGAUUCUGUAAUACUGUAAAAUCAUUUAAUUUCGUGGCAUGAAAUUUCGUUGUUUUGGUCUAAACGGCAAUUUCGUGGGGAUAUGAAUUCGUGGAUUUCAACUUUUGAACAUAAAAUGAAUGUGAAUUUCACAUGUUCGUUGGGAUUAAAUUUUGUGGAUUGACUCAACCACGAAAUCCACGAAAAUUAGUCCCCCACAAAUAUUAAUGAUUUCACAGUAUCUGGUUUAGGAUUGUGAUGUAUCUGAAACAGAAUUAAUUUCAUGACUCUGACAUAGUUACGUUUCUCCCUAUAGGUUAUGUUCAUAAUCUUAAAAUUGCAUUGAUUCCCCAGAAUUUUUGUCAUAUCACAGGAAAACCUAAAAAUUGGGACAAUGUAUGUUGAACAGAGAAUGAUUUUUUAAUUAGUCUGAUUCCAUACCUCAUGUUUUUAUUUCGAUGUAAAUGAGAUGUGAAACCAAAAUUAGUAGUCCUGUUUGGCGCCAUAUAACCUAUACUGUGUUGGUGUGCAGUAAAACCCAAAUAAAUAAAUAAUUGACCACAGGAUUAUAUAGGAAGACUGUCAGGCCUAAUACCUACCAGAAUUAGUAGGUAGUAUUUCAGGCCACUUAUUUUGACUGUAGGCUUGAUUAUGCAUCUUUUAAUAAAAUAAAAGAAUUUUUUUUUAGACUUGGGAAUGAUAUUCCUGACUUUGGGUAAUGUCCUAGACUUAAGGUUAUGUUCCAAGAUUCCUAACACAGAAAUCACUCUAUAUAAUAGGAUUAUAUACCAAAUUUAGAAUUUUGUUCCUAUCACAGAAACUGUCCCAGUAUAAGGGACUUGCCUUGACAUUAAAAUGCUUGUUGUUUAGUCAGAGAUCAUUGUGUUCAUUGCUGUUUGAAAUGUUGAUAAAUAUUGCAUUGUAUAUAAUGUUUUAUAUCAUAGAAAAAUUGUAACAUACUAUGAAUGUAUAUUGUGUAUAAGUGAGUAAGUAGAAUGGGUUUUAGUAACUACAAGGAUAGGAAGCUUGUGCAGCGUAGAUUAUGCUAUUUUUAGAAUAACAACGAGAAAUCUCUUACGGUUUGGACUACAUACAAAACAUUUUGUAUAUUUAGAUGGAUUUCAGGUAGUUAUUUAUUUUAGCUGAAAAUUGUUUGUCUAAUUUAGUCAUUUGCUUUAAUUCAAGUGGGCUUUUGACACUUAUUUUACAAACAGUUGAGAAGAUGUGAAGAAUUUCUUUGGAAAUGACUUGCAGUGGUUUUUUUUUUAAAGAUACAGCGCUUAAGUGUGAGGGAUGGUCAGAAAGUAAAUGUUAUUUGUAAACUCCACAAUAAUGGUUAAGAUGGUUGUAUUGUAUUAGACCAGUCUGUUAUCCAGUAAGAAUACUUCUUGAGAAUUAGAAGUGAUCAUUUUGCUGAAAAGGUGUUGGCUUUCUCCUGCUGGGCUUUUUUACCAUUAUUUUAUGUGAAAAGUUAUUUGUUUUUGACAUGCUCUCACAUGGAAUAUUGUGAAGUCUCUGCAGUUUAAGCACUUUUCCUUUUUAUCGUUAGCUAAAUACAAAAUGUAUGUAAGCCAUGCUUUCGUUGAACAUAAUUUGCCUGGUUGUUUCAGUAUAUUCUCAAGAAUUGAGACAUUUUACUAUGAAAGAUGGCUUUACUUUUGUCACCAGAUAAAUCACGUUUGCCAAAAUUUUAAUAAAAAAUAACAGAAAUGAUAGUACCGGUACAUCCAAUGCUUCUGCCACAGUAAAAUAUGAAAGAAUGCAUUCAAGUUAGCUCAUCAUUGCAAUAGACAUAUAUUCAUGAUGAUAUAAAGUAAAAAGCUGUGGUUUACGGAGAAGUGCUCUUUAUAAAUAUAUUUUACUAACUCUUAGCCUGCUAAAUUUAUAAAAUGGACUGGUCCAUUAUUCUGUUUGGGCAAUACCAUUUAUUAUACGAAGGGAUGUUUACUGAAAAUUUACUGACUGAAUAGCGAAAAGUGCAGACCAUUGAUCAGACUGCAUAGAUGUGCAGGCUGAUCUUGGUCUGUAUUGGUUGUAAAGGCAGAAUCACUUACUGCCAGCAGGUUAAAGGUUAAACAGAAAAGUAUAAAAAGUACAGAGUUGCUAUAUAUUUUAAAUCAUGCUGUAUUUUUUGCCUGCAAUUGUAUUCAAGAAGAAGACAGUUCAGGUAAAACAAAAUAAAAAAAAGAUUUUAAAAAAGAAUGUUUAGUUGAUCUGUUUUAUUAAAUUUUAGCCUGCUGGUGGCAAGUGCUUGUGCAGGCGCAUCUUGGUGUGCACUCUUUGCUAUUCAGUCAGUAAAUUUUCAGUGAACACACCUAAUAAUGAAUGGUACUGUCAUUGAUAUAAUGAUAGACCAGUUCGUUUUGGAAAUUUAGCAGGGCAAAGGUUAAUGCAUGGCGAGAAGAGAAAAAAAGUUUUGGCUUUACUGAAGUGCUUUGCUCGUAUUGUUGUUAAAAGAGUUGAUUGCAAUCAUCGGUGUGUGUUGUAUGAUUUUAUAUGUAUAAAAGAGUUUAUUAGAGAUAUACAGUUGAUGUCAUUUGUUAUUCUAUGUUUUUUCUUAGUUAUUUAUUCUAGGUUACUAUUACAAUUAUAUCUUUUGUAUAAUUUAAGAGAUUUUUAACCUAGGCAUAAUGACAGUAUAUAUAUAUAUACAUGUAUACAUAUAUAUAAAACAGUUUUUGAGUGUUUGCUAUGUAGUAAACCAGACAGCUUGCUAUCAGAUAUGAUGUGGAACUGAGAAAUGAACCUUCCCUUUUUUCAAAAUCUAAAUUUAAAAACAUUUGAAGUAUUUAAUCCGGUUAAAAAAAUUUACGAAAAGCGGAGCGCUUUUUAAGAACUUCUAUUUUGGUUUUGAAGUGUGAAAGAAGAAUUCUUGUUGAUGUGAAGGGAACUGAAAAUGAUUAGUAAAAUUGAUGGUGAAACAGGAGUUUGAAAAAAAGUGCACUGAAUGAAACACAGAGAGGUUGAUUUUUUAAUUGUAAAUUGUAAGAAAAAAACGUAGAUAAAAUAUAAUGCAUGAUGAGGUACCUGGUGUCCUCCUCCACCAGUUUGAAAGUUAACAUAUGGCCUGAGCAGUGUCUGAAUCACUUAGAACCAAACAUUCACCAUGCACUUACUUUGUUGGCUGUGGUACAUGGGUGUUUUUCUUUUUCAAAGAUACUCUAGAUUGUGAAAGCUUUCGUGGUUCCAUUUUGUCAUAGUUUGUCAUGGUUUGUCAUAGAAAAUGGCUUAAAGUCUUCUCUGAAAUACUGUUUAGGGAGUCUCAUUGUUCAUUAAUCACUAAUUAGACAAAGUAUUUCAAAUUUUACUUGAAAAAAAAAAGUGAAAAUACUCCUGUUUAGUUUUUGUCCUUGGAUGUUUGUUUUUCAGUUUCAUAUCUAUUUAGUUGAGGACCCAUAUAUUGUUAAACUGCUCAAACUAUGCUGAAUUUAUCAUGUGCAAUUAAUUUUAAUACGCUUAAUUAUGAAAUUGACAAAAUAAUGAACUUUACAAUCUUUAAAAUUUAACAGCUUGAAUAAUGUAAUUAAUAAGGGUAGAAAAGGGACCUGGUUAUGAAGUUGAUCAUGUGUAAAGAGAGCUAGGGUGAAUCACAGUUUGUCAAAUAGCAGGUUCAUGCCUCGGCUGGGUAGUAACAGAAAACUAUUAAUUCUGAUUCUGGUGUCUUGUGUUAUAGACUUAAGUAAUUUACUAUUUGAUUAUGAAUGCAGUACAGUUUACAGUGUUGAUAUUAAGAAAAAAAAUUAUUUUAGUUUAAUUUGGCCUAAAAUAAUACGGUAUGUAAUGUAUCUCCUGAAACAAGAAUUACUAAAUAAACAUGAUGUACAGAACUUUUUGAUUCACUUAAAGGCAGAAUACACAGUAAAAAAGACAAGUUUGAAGCGAUUUGUCGGAUAGGGGCCAAAUGAAAUGUUUAAUUUUAAAACAGUUGAUGUCCAGUGUUCUGUUAUAGUUUACAGUGUAAGGACCAAAAAUUUUGUAUUUCUUUAAAAAAUAAAUCUGGUGCAUUUUGGGGGGAAAUGCUGUUUUCAAGGGAAGGUAACUCUUUUUCAGUGCUGUUGACCUACAACUUUUAUUGCAUAUCUUUGUUUCUUAGAUGAUUGUCCUUCAGUAUUAAAAAGUUUGAAGAAAUUCUAUUAUUGGGAAAAAUUUUGCCCAUCUCAUAUAAAGAGACUCUAGCAUAUGCCUUUAAAAUAGUUAAGGAUUAUGUUUAAGAUUUAUAAUUGUCAGUUUUCAAGACAAUUACCAACUGCUCUGUAUGUUUGUGAUUUCAGUUCAACUUCCUUAUUUUGAUAUACACUUUAGAAACAUUGAACUUUCUGGAUCUUUUACCCUUAUUUAUACUGACAUAGAACCAAUGAACACAGAAUGCAUUAAAAAUUGGGCAUUUUAAGCGUAAAUUCAAAUAAGUAAGUAUUUUGUGUGUGAUUUUUUUUAUGCUGAAACCCAGUAAAAAUACAUGUAUUAUUCAAGUUGUGCAUGUUAACAGAAAAAAAAAACAUAUGUUCUUGCUACAGUCAAACAACUAUCUAUUGAUAGUGAAAGUCAGAUGAUAUGGGACUGUAAAUAGUGAGCGUAUGACUUUAAAUUGUGUUUAAACAGUUCAGCCUAAUUUCUUUGAAUAUUUUCAGCAAUUUCACUUUGUAUAUUAUCAUAAAGGACGGCUUUUCUUGUUGAAGGUAGACGAGACAUUUGUUUUCAGUUUCAUAAAAAUGUGUUGCUUUUCUACAUGUAAACAAGAGUUUUGUUUAGCCUAUCCGGACAGAGAGCUCCAUCAGUAUAUACCGUACAUGUACCUGACCAUGACUAAGGUUUUAUAAGAAUUGAGCUUGAAAAAAAGUAUCUGGCAUCUGAUUGGUUAAUUUUGAGCUCAAGUCUUUGUAACUGACCAAUCGUAAGAGUGCUUUUUCAGACUGGUCUUCAAGCUUAAGUUAUACAACCUUGAAACGAGAGAUCCCCCACCGUGAGUGGACCACCUAACAAUAUACGGACUGUAACAGGAGCAUAUGUGCUUGCUAUAUUGUUGUUUUUAUAUAUAUAUAGUCUUAUUCAGCUUAUUGUUAUUGGUUAAUUAUAUAAGAGGUUCAAUUUGGCAUCUCUAGUGUCAGUGUAUUAAAUCAUUUAAAUAAA
This is a messenger RNA of Mercenaria mercenaria, 12022 nucleotides long. RefSeq names its product rho GTPase-activating protein 5-like. Gene Ontology annotation, molecular function: GTPase activity; GTP binding. The transcript is spliced from 30 exons. Gene Ontology annotation, biological process: signal transduction. The coding region runs from base 278 to 5404 and encodes 1708 amino acids. Lineage: Eukaryota; Metazoa; Mollusca; Bivalvia; Venerida; Veneridae. The record is from RefSeq and is a predicted model, not a curated record.